UUUCAGGCUCGGCGAACCUCCGUGGAGGAUCUUCAACGCUACGUCCGUCCGGUAUACCGACCCGAAGAGUUUCCCACUAGCCUACAACGCCUCUACGCUACAACUCCAGAGGAAUGCAUCCCCGAGUUCUUCACUGAUCCCAAGAUCUUCACCUCCAUUCACCCCGACAUGCCCGAUCUCCAGUUACCUGAGUGGUUUUCUGGUACUAUUUCUGACUUUCUUCACUACCACCGCAGCGUUCUGGAAUCUGAUGCGGUCUCUGCUAACCUCCAUCAUUGGAUAGAUCUCACUUUUGGCUUCAAACUCCUCGGUGAAGCGGCUGUCAGUGCGAAGAACGUGCACCUUGAAUUAGUUUCUCCCAAUCCUCCAUCCAACAGUCGUGUAACCUGCCUAUUCUCCUUGCCUCACCCACGACGCGCUAGCUCUGAAGAUGAUUUAAUCGAGGUCUAUGAGGAGAUGUCUGACUUCUUUAUCAAAGUAUGCGCUUCACAACCGCCGGAAAUUCCAAAACUUCCACUUAAGGAAUCCUCGCAAUCUUCUGUUGAUGCCUUGUUUAAAAUGGACCUAGAAGAUCUCGCCUGUCUAAUCACUGAAGUUGCAGUAGGUAGCGCCGUUUCGGGUGUUAUUCCACAGCUUGAAAACGUCAAAAGAUCCACUCGACUGCAGCGAGCCCGUUACCUUUUUACUACGUACAAAUCUGCCAUACCGAGUGGAUUUAGCAAACCCGUGGAACUGUUACUUUUUGAUGCCACAUGGGGUAAUCUUCCCUUGGGACUGAUCCGCCGAUGUGUUUUUGAUGUGCCUUCGUACAUUGUUGACAUCUAUCGGAUACUCAUUGGACUUUACGCUUGCACAACAGCUAGAUUGGAGCAGGUGCACUUGAAGGAUGGACCGGCGCCGGGGGCUUUGUUGAACGCAUUUUUGGCAACAGAAACACCACCACAGAGGUUCGAUUGUCCAGUAGAAUUGUUGGAUCUUCUGACAUCAAUGUUGGAAAAGGCUGUUGAAGAGAAUAUGACCUGCGUUGUGAAUGCAAUGGCCUCAGGCAGACUUGUGCAGUUCUAUUUGGCUAUCGGUGGGAAAAUGGCAAGUUUGUUUUUUCGAAGCAGCUUUUUGAUUGAGGUUUGCGUUAUCGCAGUUACUUCAAGCAUUUCUACGGUAGACUAA
Hydatigera taeniaeformis is the source of this 1167-nucleotide messenger RNA. NCBI's taxonomy places the organism in Eukaryota, Metazoa, Platyhelminthes, Cestoda, Cyclophyllidea, Taeniidae. The record is from the annotation of a GenBank genome assembly.